This is a messenger RNA of Chara braunii, 2571 nucleotides long. The record is from the annotation of a GenBank genome assembly. NCBI's taxonomy places the organism in Eukaryota, Viridiplantae, Streptophyta, Charophyceae, Charales, Characeae.
CGCCAUAAAUCAUAAUAAAUAAGCCCUCUGAGAGGGAUACUGAUAUGAGAGAGGGGUACAGAGACGUCGGCAGCCUCAAUGGAGAGAGGCACUUGAGCUUGAGUGUGCUCAGGCUGCUGUAUAUUAUUGCCCGCGCGAGCUGCCCCGCCCCACAGAGAAGGAAUGGAAAGGCGUACGUGAGAACAAGAGAAAGAGGGCGAGCGAGCGAGCGAGCGAGCGGCGGGAGAGAGAGAGAGAGAGAGAGAGAGAGAGAGAGAGAGAGAGAGAGAGAGAGAGAUGGACGGAACAAUGGCGGCCUCAGCAGGAGAGAUGCUGAAGAGUGAUACGUUGCUGUCGCCGGUCGUUGUUCAAAUCUUCAUCCCUGCUUGCGCUGUAGUGGGCAUUGCGUUUGCAAUUCUGCAAUGGUCGAUUGUUGCUAAAGUGCAGGUGAAGAGGACAGAAAACGAUGCGACAGGCUAUAACCAUAUGCUCGCCGACGAGGGCGGGUUGGAAGAUCCUAGUGUUCUCAACAAAGUAGCAGAGAUUCAGGAUGCGAUUUCAAUGGGUGCGGUUUCGUUCUUGACGACGGAGUAUUGGUAUCUAGCAAUCUUUAUGGGAUUAUUUACGUUCAUCAUAUUCCUAUUCCUGGGUUCGGUGGACAAGUUUGGAAGAAAGUGGACGCCAUGCGAUCCAGCGGCGCCUGAGGGGAAGAUGUGUGCUCCGAGCAUUGCGGUCGCAGGCUUCAGUGCUUUGGCAUUUGCACUUGGGGCGUUGACGUCCACUCUGUCGGGGUAUCUCGGCAUGAAGAUCGCUACGUACGCCAAUGCGCGGACAACGUUGCAGGCAAGGAAGGGAAUAGGUGCCGCCUUCUCGGUGGCAUUUCGAGCAGGCUCUGUGAUGGGUUUCCUGCUCACUGCUAAUGGCCUUUUGGUCCUAUACUUGGCCAUUCUGGGAUUCAAGCAAUACUUUGGAGAUGACUGGGUGGGCCUCUACGAGUCCAUCGCGGGGUAUGGCCUCGGGGGAUCGUCGGUAGCUCUGUUCGGCCGAGUGGGAGGAGGCAUCUACACGAAGGCAGCUGACGUGGGAGCCGAUCUGGUGGGGAAGGUGGAGCAGAACAUUCCAGAGGACGACCCCAGGAACCCUGCUGUGAUUGCGGAUAACGUCGGUGAUAACGUGGGUGACAUCGCUGGGAUGGGUGCAGAUCUGUUCGGCUCGUUUGCGGAGUCCACGUGCGCUGCACUGGUCAUCUCUUCUCUAUCUUCCAUGGGCACGGCGAGAGAUUUUGCAGCCAUGAGCUUCCCUCUGAUGAUCACUGCCGUGGGCAUCAUCGCCUGCAUUGUGACCACACUUGUCGCUACAGACAUCCAGGUGGUUGGGAGCAUAAAAGAGAUUGAGCCCAGUCUGAAAAGGCAGCUGUUGAUCUCGUCCGUCCUUAUGACUUUCGGGAUUCUGGCGGUAUCGUUCCUGUGCCUGCCGUCGAAGUUUGAGAUCAUUGUUGCCGGGGAACCCAAUAAGGUGGUGAAGAACUGGUACAUGUUUUUCUGCGUGGCCGCCGGGCUUUGGGCGGGCUUGGUCAUCGGAUACGUGACUGAGUAUUUCACCAGUCACCAGUACAGUCCCGUGCGCGAUGUGGCGGACGCGUGCAGAACGGGAGCCGCAACGAAUAUCAUCUUUGGCCUGGCUCUGGGGUACAGGUCGGUGAUCGUGCCCGUCUUCGCCAUCGCGUGCGCAGUGUACCUGUCCUACAGCCUGGCAGCCAUGUACGGCAUUGCCUGCGCUGCGCUUGGAAUGCUCAGCACUCUCUCCACUUGCCUCGCUAUUGAUGCGUACGGGCCUAUCAGUGACAACGCCGGUGGAAUCGCAGAGAUGGCUGAGCUUGGCCCGGCCAUACGUGAGAAGACGGAUGCCCUGGACUCUGCGGGCAACACCACCGCUGCAAUCGGCAAGGGCUUUGCCAUUGGGUCGGCAGCUCUGGUGUCGCUUGCGUUGUUUGGUGCGUAUGUCAACCGGGCAGAGAUCGAGCAAGUGAAUGUGAUUGCGCCUCGGGAGUUUGUGGGCCUCAUCGUUGGUGCCAUGCUGCCGUAUUGGUUCUCCGCGAUGACGAUGAAGAGUGUGGGGAAGGCUGCCCUGGCGAUGGUGGAGGAGGUGAGGAGGCAGUUCAGCACAAUAGAAGGUCUCAUGGAAGGUACUGUCAAGCCAGACUACAAGAAGUGUGUGACGAUCUCGACCGAUGCCUCUCUCAAAGAGAUGGUUGCACCUGGAUGUCUGGUCAUGCUCACGCCCAUCAUUGCUGGUUUCUUCUUCGGAGUGGACACUCUUGCAGGUGUGCUUGCCGGAGCACUCGUCUCUGGUGUGCAGAUGGCCAUCUCAGCAUCGAACACGGGAGGCGCCUGGUCCAGAGACUUUUCUUAGACAUUCUUCCGUCUCUUGACUCUCAGGCUUGUCGUCUACCCCCUUCGUUAUUCAGUCUUGCUUUGGGGGCGCCUUUGAUUCCUUAUCCCCUUUUUCAUCUGUCUCCCCCAUACCAUGCUAUUCCUACCCGGCUGUUAGCUGGGGGGGGUGAAAAAAUCCGGGAAUUUGCCAUUAGGUCGC